UUAUCUUUAAUUUUAUCUCAGAUCUAUUAUUCUUUAGUGAUAGACCUAGAUCCAAACGACAGCGUUUAAUCGGAUCAAAUUAGGGUGGUGAAUUUUAGGGUUUUGGUUAUUGAAUCACCGAUCUGGUUGUAUACUUAUAUAUAAUUAUAUCAUCAGUUGAUAUUGAAUCACUUAGGGUUUCUAAUUUUAUGCUUAUGUGGAAAAACGACGUCGUUGAUGAUUCCGGUGGGAAGGUGGUGGUGAGGUGUGUUUCCACCGGCGGCUCAUGUGGCCGGUCCCGCCGUCUCUAAUCGCUUCCGUCAAUUCAUCCGUAUUCAUUGACUCUUACUCUUUCUCCAAAGAUGGACGUAAGCUUCAUGUUGGUGAGUGUGCACUGUUUCAGCCAUCGCACGAUUCGCCUUCAUUUGUUGGAUUAAUUCGUAGAUUAAUAGUUGCUAAAGAGGAUACUCUUAGCCUGAGGGUGAAUUGGCUUUACCGACCUUCUGACGUGAAGCUUCCGAAAGGUACUUCUCUGGAAGCAGCACCAAACGAAGUCUUUUACUCAUUUCAUCAGGACGAGAUACCUGCUGCAUCGUUACUCCAUCCGUGUAAAGUCGCCUUCCUCCGUAAGGGUGUUGAACUUCCUUCAGGGAUACCCUCAUUUGUGUGUAGACGAGUGUAUGAUAUAAAAAAGAAGUGUCUAUAUUGGCUAACCGCGAAAAAUUAUCUUACUGAACGACAAGAAGAAGUAGACCAGCUAUUAGAUAAGACCCAAGUAGAAAUGGAUGGAGCAUUGCAGGGAGAAGGCCAUUCCCCCAAACCCUUGAGUGGUCCAAACGGAACAACACAAUUAAAAUCUAGUACAGAAAACGUACAAAAUAUUUCCUCCGUGCCAACACAAGUGAAGAGUAAGAAAAGAGAACACGGUAUUCAUAGUUCGGAUUCUGUCAAACGUGAGCGCUUAUCCAAAGCAGAUGAUUCAGAUUCGGCUCAAGUUAGACCUGAAAAUAUGUUAAAGACCGAGAUUAUUAAAUUUACAGAUAAAGGAGGUUUGGUAGAUUUCGAAGGGGUUGAAAAAUUAAUAGAGCUCAUGCGGCCUGAGAGUGCUGAGAAGAAGUUAGAUUUGGCGUGUCGAGUUAUGCUUGUUGAUGUUGUAUCAGUUACUGAUAAGUUUGACUGUCUUACUCGGUUUGUUCAGCGUAGGGGAUUACAUGUUAUAGAUGAAUGGCUUCAAGAGGUCCAUAAGGGGAAAAUUGGCGAUGGUAGUCCCAAAGCGACUGAUAAAUCCAUUGAUGACUUUCUCUUUGCUUUGCUUCGUGCACUUGACAAGUUACCUGUGAAUCUUCUUGCUUUACAGACGUGUAAUAUCGGCAAGUCUGUUAAUCAUUUACGCAGUCAUAAAAGUUCUGAAAUUCAGAAGAAAGCUAGGAGCCUAGUUGAUACAUGGAAGAAACGUGUAGAAGCUGAAAUGAAUGUUAUUGAGACAAGAUCUGGUACAAGACGAGGAGGUAGUUGGCCAAACAAAUCAAUGAUGUCUGACACCAAGAUUUCAACAUCACAGCCUUCUUCAUUGAGAGGUCAACAGGGUAAGCCCAAUGCUGGUGAGCCUAUUGCAAAAUCACCAGAAUCUCCUGGGUCUACGAAAUCUGCUAUACCUGUCACUGGCUCUUUGGGUGUGCCACAUGGGCCAAUUAAAGAGGAGAAGAGUAAUAGUUGUAGUCCAUCUGCAAACAAUGGUCAGUCCUGUUCUAGUGAGCAUGAUAAGACAGGGGUUUCUUGCAAGGAAGAUGCUCCCUCUACUUCUGGGAGCAUAAAUAAGAAUUCUAGUGGUGUUUCUCAUAGCAGGAAAUCAAGCACUAUGGCAGGUGUUCAGAAGGAAGGGGUUAUUGGGAAAUCUAGUUCUGGUAAAUGUUCGCCAAUGGGAGCUACACCUGAGGGAGCAGCUGAGACGUCUUCUGUUGAUAACACAAACAGCCAGAGAUUUAUAGUGCGGUUGGCUAAUACGGGACGGACCCCUGUUAGUGGGGGAACGUUAGAUGAUGCUUCUAGUACAUUUGGUAAGAGCUCUCCUAAGCAAGAUCAUCUUGAUAGGAGGACAAGGGGAAAAGGUGAUGCACCGCCGGACUUGUGUCAAGGAAAAGAAGGGACUGGUUCUGAUGAUGUUAAGAAGGGGAUUGUUAGUCCCACGGCUGAACCUGACCGGGAUGGUGAAGCUGUUGAGAAACAGACAGAGGCUGCCGAAGGUGCCGGCUCAGCUUCAGUUGGCACACUGAAAGCCGGGAAAUCGUAUGAAGCUUCUUAUAGUUCUAUAAACGCAUUGGCUGAAAGCUGUGCUAAAUUCCCUCAAGCUAGUAUGUCUGUGCCAGUUGGUGAUGAUGUUGGCAUGAAUCUGCUUGCUAGUGUUGCAGCCAGUGAGAUGUCUAGGUCUGAUGUCUCUCAGGGAGGUUCCCCUGAAAACAAACAGCUAUUACCCGCAGAUAAUCCAAAAGUGACCAAUGGGCAUGUUGAGAUGGAACAAGUUAGUUUUUCUGGAUAUAUGCCUGCAAAAGGUGGAUCUCAACGGCAUGUUCUUCCCGGUUCAGCUUCGGCGUUACCACAAAAUAUCAACAUGGCACUUGAUGUCAAGCCUGCUGCUUUGGUAGCAGAUAAGUCUGCUUCGUUAUCUUCUAUAGAUUCAACAAAUGCUGGUAAAGAGCGUGACGGGGUUGUUAAGUCUCAUGAUCCAGUUUCAAGUGUUUUACCUGAGACAAAGAGUAAUGAUGAAUCAACUUCUCUGUUGUCCUCUGAAAUGCCAGAGGACGAAAAUAAAUUAAAGCAGAAAGAACCGAUCAAGGAUUCUGAAUUGCCAACCACAUCUUGUGGUUAUAUGGGUUUAGGUCUGGAAGGUGACGAUAACGAAGACAGAAAGAUGGGGAGUCAUGCUACACAGAGCGUGAAAACAGGUAUGGAUCCUGAUUCAUCUGUUUCGCAUCAAACUAAUGAACAUGCUAAAGAAAAUAAAGAAAAAAAUGAGGUCCUUUUAUCUGGUGUGCCGGUUCCGCCUGGCAAAUCAUCUGUAGUCCAUGUGCAAGAAGACAGAGCCGAGGGGGAUAGCUCUGAGCAACAUACUUCUAGGGCGGUUUCAACCAUCUCUGUACCGGUGUCAGAAGUGGCGGUUAAACUUGAUUUUGACUUGAAUGAACUUCUCCCUAGUGAUGAUGGCAUCCAGGGAGACGUUGAAAGGUCUUCAGUUCCAGGACGAUUUUCUGCUGUUCAUACACCUUCUGCAAUUACUGUAGCCGCUGCUGCCAAGGGACCGUUUUUCCAUUCUGAUAGUCUCUUAAGAGGUAAGGCUGAGCUUGGGUGGAAAGGAUCUGCUGCUACUAGUGCAUUCCGUCCAGCAGAGCCCCGGAAAGUCAUUGAUGCCCCUGACAAUACUGCUAGUAAGCAGACUCGUGCUCUUCUCGACUUUGACCUGAAUGUUGGUGUUCUCGAGGAUGUCGGUCAGAACAAUAACGGAGCUCCUAGUGGUGGGGGUGGACUUGAUCUGGAUCUAAAUGCAUGUGAAGAGAGUCCUGAAGUUGGUCCCUUGUCAGUCAACUUUGGUAGAGUGUCCAUCCCACACCUGCCUUCUAGGUCACACUUUUCUGGUAGGUUUUCUACCCCAGAGCCAAAUUCUUCAAUGGGAUUUGACCUGAACAAUGGACCUUUAGCGGAAGAAGUUGGUGUUGAAUCGACACCACUUUCCAGAAACGGUAUGCAGUUUCUCUCUAAUGUUCCAAGUAUAAGAAUGAAUAAUAUGGACAUGGGGACCAUCUCUUCAUGGUUUCCACCAAGCAGUGCAUAUCCAGCAGUUGUUCCUGGUAGAGGGGAGCAGAGUUAUCCCAUGGUUCCUGGUGCAGCAUCUUCAUCACAACGAAUGUUGAAUCCUGGUACCUCAUUCAAUCCUGAAAUCUUUAGGGGGCCUGUCUUAUCAUCUUCCCCUGCAGUUGGAUAUUCAUCUACUACGCCAUUCCAAUUCCCGGGUUUCCCUUUUGAAACCAAUUUCUCUAUGCCUCCAAAUACUUACCCUGCCGUAUCAACAGCAUAUGUGGGUUCAUCUGGUGGGCAAAUCUGUUUUCCGACAAUUCCCUCGCAGUUGGUGGGACCUAGUGGUGUGGUUUCGACACCUUAUAGGCCAUAUGUAGUGAGUUUACCUGGCGGGUCAGGUAACAUUGGCCCUGAUAAUAGAAAAUGGGGAAGCCAGGGUCUAGAUCUAAAUUCAGGUCCCGGAGGUGCCGAUUUGGAGCCUUCAGGGUUUAGACAGCUUCCUCUAGCUGGUUCUCAAAGUGUUACUGAGGAGCAGCUGAAGAUGUUUCAACAGAUGGCAGCUGGCGGGGGUGGGAUUUUAAAGAGGAAGGAGCCUGUAGAUGGCUGGGAUGGAGAUAGGAUGGGCUACAAGCAUCAUCCGUCAUGGCAGUAGGGAGUAAUAUGAUUCAUUUUUCAGCGACCGCCUUGAUAUCUGGUUUUAUGGCCAACCCCUGUGUGGCUGCCUGUUUUACUCUCGGGAGUGGAUUUGAUGGGCUGUCUGAUUAUUGCUCUUCCACCAUGCUGUGAUUCUCAGUGGGUAGAUCACCCUAUUCAGGGUAAAGGCAUUCUGUUGCUGGUUGAAGAGAGUGGCCACCAAAGAUGCAUUUCGCGUGUAGAUAUUUAACAAACUCCUAAAGUCCAACCACAAAAUUAGAGACCUUUUGGGAGGGUGUCUUGGUUAGGUUGAAGUAGUUUUACUUUUCUUGCUGCUGUUUCCAUACUACACAGCCUACAUCUACUGUACCAUCAUUAACUGCCAAAAUUUUGGUAUUAUAUAUUCCAUUGACCAACAUGCUUACUUUGCA
Molecule: messenger RNA, 4832 nt
Organism: Erigeron canadensis
Lineage: Eukaryota; Viridiplantae; Streptophyta; Magnoliopsida; Asterales; Asteraceae
Exons: 4
Coding region: 266-4420 (1384 amino acids)
Cellular component (GO): nucleus
Molecular function (GO): chromatin binding
Source: RefSeq, a predicted model, not a curated record